This is a messenger RNA of Sipha flava (yellow sugarcane aphid), 3106 nucleotides long. RefSeq names its product atypical protein kinase C (gene aPKC). The coding region runs from base 880 to 2877 and encodes 665 amino acids. The transcript is spliced from 12 exons. Gene Ontology annotation, molecular function: protein serine/threonine kinase activity; ATP binding; protein binding. Gene Ontology annotation, biological process: establishment or maintenance of cell polarity; protein phosphorylation. The record is from RefSeq and is a predicted model, not a curated record. Lineage: Eukaryota; Metazoa; Arthropoda; Insecta; Hemiptera; Aphididae.
GGGUCGCCGCGUAACACGAUGGAUUCGGCGCCCUGGUGUUUUGAUUUUAGGGUGGAACCCGCACACGGCUAGUAAGUGCCCGUAGCCUAAAAGCUCAAUAUACAUCGCGUUGCAGUGUUAAUUUCGAUAAUAUUUGUUCGUUCAAUUUAGUAUAACAAUUAUAUUACCUAAGUGUAAGAAAGUAGAAUUUCGUGUUGCAUCCAGAUUCUAUUGAUUUUCUAAUUUCUUUUUCAAUUUGUAGUAGGGAGCAGAGUUCAUAAUCUUGCAUUACGUAACGUUUCUUCUCCAUAUUUUCGUUUCGGCUUACGCAUAAAUAUUUGUCGAUGAUAAGUUAUCUAGACGUAAUUUUAUGUUCUUCACUCACGCGUUUCGAUUGUAUUUUCUCAAAAAUUAUUUUUCUAUUUGUGAAUUUCAGUGAUUUAUAUUUAUACUUCGAUCGAUAGUAUUAUAAAGAGUGUGAGUUUUAAAAGACGCCACCCGUAUUUAAUCAAAUGUUUUUAGACUUGUUUUAAGGGUUAUAUCUUAUAACUAAUAAAUUGGGCAUAGAAUAAUGGUCAGAUCAAUUAAGACAUAGUUCUAAUUUCUUCAUAUCUAGUUCAUGAUGAGCAAAGUUCUUAUUUUUUUUUUUUAAUUUCCACACAUUUCUAGUGGUAGUAUGUACAAUUUAAUUUUUCAUUUAAUUGCAACCAUAUUUUAGAAUAAAUAUUGCAAUUGUUCCUACACGUCAUAUUAGUUUCAUUAAAAUUUUUAUUCAGUGUUCAUCUAGUUAUUUAUUUUAAGGCUACUAUUAAAAAUUAUAUCUAAUUUUCUUAAGUCUGAUUUAAGCCUUUAAGCUUUUUUAAGUUUAAUAGUAAAAAUUAAAAAAGAAAAGGUCUUAAAAUGGCUUGGGGCUACUGGAGUGCAUCAACGGUUUCUGAUCGAGGCAAGUCACCAAAACGCCAAUCAUCAUCUAUGGCCUUUUAUAAUCAUCAUGUACCAACUUCUACUCCAGCUCCUCCGUCUACGUCUUACUACCAACACCAACCAUUACAUAGCACUAGUAGUUUUGGUUCCAUAGAAGAUGAUGAUUAUCAUCAUACCUCUACAUUUUACCGCCGUCCUUCACUAGGAGAUAUAGAAUUCACUGGACCUGGAUCAUUAUCUUUAUUGUUAAAUCAGUCUAUUCCUCCUUCUCGACCUAGAACUCCACCACCCCGUCAUUUGUAUGCACCACCAACUUCGCUAAGUUUGCCGGAUUCAUGUGGCUCAGCUAUGCGACAAAACAUGAACUGUUUUGGUUACCAGUCUACACCUAUUGUACAACAUUACCCUUGUAGUGUUCAUGACCCAUCACCAUCUCCUUCUAUAUCUGAUGACGAAGACCAUGUUUAUGCUACAGUUUUUCCUAACAUACCACCUGCACCAGGAAUGCCUUGCCAAGGAGAAGAUCGUAGUAUUUAUAGACGUGGAGCAAGAAGAUGGAGAAAACUAUACAGAGUGAAUGGACAUAUUUUUCAAGCUAAAAGAUUUAACAGGCGAGCGUUUUGUGCAUAUUGUCAUGAUCGAAUAUGGGGUUUGGGACGCCAAGGAUUCAAAUGUAUUCAAUGCAAAUUACUUAUACAUAAAAAAUGUCAUAAACUUGGUAAAAAAACUUGUACUAAUGAUCCUAUCAUUACUGAUGAUAUCAAUGGUGACUCACAAACAACCUUAAGUACCCCUAGCUCUGAUACAGCUUUGCCAGAUUUGAAAGAUUAUACUGAUCAAAAUUCUGUUAUUGAUCAAUCUGCUGAUUCUGUGCCUAUCGAGGAUCCACAAGCUAAAGGUGAUGAAGAAGUUGGAGUUUCACGUCAAUAUUCUAUUGCUGAUUUUGAGCUAAUUAGGGUGAUUGGCCGUGGAAGCUAUGCUAAGGUGUUAAUGGUUGAACUUAAAAAGACAAAAUGCAUUUAUGCUAUGAAAGUUAUUAAAAAAGCAUUAGUUACAGAUGAUGAAGAUAUUGAUUGGGUACAAACUGAAAAACAUGUUUUUGAAACGGCCUCUAAUCACCCAUUUUUGGUUGGUCUUCACUCUUGCUUCCAAACAGCAAGUCGUUUAUUUUUUGUGAUUGAAUUUGUACGUGGUGGUGACCUAAUGUUCCAUAUGCAAAGGCAAAGACGAUUGCCUGAAGAACAUGCUAGAUUUUAUGCUGCAGAAAUUAGUUUAGCUUUGAAUUUUUUGCAUACAAAAGGUAUUAUAUAUCGAGAUUUAAAAUUGGAUAAUGUACUACUUGAUCACGAAGGCCAUAUCAAACUAACGGACUAUGGAAUGUGCAAAGAAGGAAUAAGGGCUGGUGAUACAACAUGUACAUUUUGUGGUACUCCAAAUUAUAUUGCUCCAGAAAUUUUAAGAGGAGAAGAUUACGGAUUUAGUGUUGAUUGGUGGGCUUUAGGUGUUCUUUUGUAUGAGAUGUUAGCAGGCAGAAGUCCAUUUGAUAUUGCUGGAGCAUCAGAAAACCCUGACCAAAAUACUGAAGAUUAUUUAUUUCAAGUUAUCCUGGAAAAAACUAUUCGUAUUCCAAGAUCACUUUCUGUAAAAGCUGCUUCAGUUCUGAAAGGAUUUUUAAAUAAGAAUCCUAUAGAUCGUUUAGGUUGUAAUCGAGACACUGGAUUUUAUGAUAUUAUAACUCAUCCAUUCUUCAAAUCUAUUGAUUGGGAAAUAUUGGAGCAAAAACAAGUUAGCCCACCUUAUAAACCACGACUAGAUUCUGAUCGUGAUCUUGCAAAUUUUCCACCAGAAUUCACAGAUGAACCUGUACACUUAACACCUGAUGACCUACGAGUCAUCGAAAAAAUCGAUCAGUCUGAAUUCGAGGGUUUUGAAUACGUGAACCCAUUACUGAUGUCGCAGGAAGAUAACGUGUGACACGAGGAGGACUGCGGCGACUACGCCGCUCCCCAUCUGCAGCAGUACCAUCACGAUGCUGACUGUCCCUGUUCGACGACGAUCGACUCGCCCCCGGACAAUGGUAGACCGUCGUCCAGAGGAUGGUUCUGUUUACCACUUCGAUAAACUAAAAAAAAAAAAGAAAAAAAAAUACUAUAUUAUUAUUAACAAGUCUGCCGACGACGCUGCCGCCCGCCGUAAGAUAAUA